AGCUGUGUGACUGGGUAAUUCCUGGGAAGAAAGACUAUUAGCAAUAAGCAUGCUGAAUUACUCUCUUAUGAUGGAGGAGAAGUCACACCGAGGCCGGGAAAAGAGCAGAAGAGACAUCCUGAAGUCCACCAAGCUGACAUGGGCUCCCCUGGAUGAGCAGCUGCCCCCUGGCUCUGAGGAGGAGAGCCGCAGUCUCACCAACCCCCUGCUGGAAGAUUCGAAACAAGAAAUUAUUCAGCAGUGGCUGGACUCUGGAUUCUUUGUCUCUGUAAAUGAAAACCUUCAGCCUGCCGUCGACCACAUUGUUCCUUCUCCUGAAAAAGGAAUGGUCCAAAUGACUGUGAAAGACUACAUGAGAUCCCUGCAUCAGUUUUCAGAAACUCCCACUCUCUCCAGAGGGACCAGUUUCAACUCUUGCCAUUCUGCUGCCAGUAUACCACAAAGCAUUCCGGAAUGGCUGGAAUUUUGGGAAAAAGAUCCAGUGGAGAUUCUCUUGGAUCUGGGGUUUGGUGCUGAUGAGCCAGACAUCUGCACUCGAAUCCCAGCCAGAUUCCUGGGUUGUGGCUCAGCAGCCAGAGGAAUCAACAUCCCUGUUUUUCUUGAAGCUCAAAAGCAGCGAAUGGACACUGAGAACCCUAACUUGUACAGUCGUUUCCGACAGCUAGAAAUACUGGAUCACGUGGCCAGCGCUUUCUCGUCUUUGCUGAACAAUGUUAACAUCCUGCAGAGCAAAGCUGAAGAGGAAGGUGGAGGGAAAGGUGUGCGAAGAACCUCAGUGAGCGAAGCCAAAGAACAUCGAAGAAGAAUAGGUGAACUUUUUAGGAAAGGUUCAAAGCAGAACAUGAGAAAGGAUUAUAACCCGGGAGCAUCAGAGUCACUGGAGACAAUAGACAAAUCUUCUAUCACCUCUGCAGACCCAAGGGAGCGUGGAGCACAGGUAUCAGCUGUGACAAAGGAAUAUGCCCGAAGUCAUUUGUCUCCUUCGGCAGAGCAUUGGUCUCCUCGAGCCUGCGACAGCUUAACACCUUAUCAUCCUCCCCAAGCUCUUCCGAGCAAACAGGGGCCUCAGUCAUCCAUGCUGACCAAGCAGGUUCCUCCUUCCUGUGUGGCUGAGGGGUCAGUCAAGGACAGAACUCAAAAGGAGAAUUCAAUUCAGACUAAUAAACUCAAGAGCUUGUCCCGUCUUUCAGGCAAAGCACCAGACUCCUUCGAAAUGGAAGAGGUCCAGAGCUUUGAAGAAGAGACCAGCAAUCCUGUUGACAUGACUUCAGGAACCAUAGGAGCCAUGGUGAACAGAGCAAACAGCUGCCAGUCUGACAGCAGCGGGUUCCUGGAGGAGCCGCCGGAGCCACCAGCCCUGCAGAUGCCCCCCUUGUCAAGCAGCCCGAGUCCUGCUGAGAACGGAUAUGAAACGCCAAGGGCUCAGAGCCACAGCUUAGAGUCCUGUCAGCAAGAGUCAGAUGAGUCUGAUUCCAAGAGUAUAGUGAGCACAUCUUUUUCAAGUCAAGACUGGAGUGUCUUGGAAGAGAAAGCCUCAGCCUCUAUGGUGGAGAAGGAGUCUCAGUCAGAGCGCAUGGGGUCAACCCCAGAGCUGUGGACCCAAGAUCUGGCCCUUGAUAAGAGCAUCCCUGGGGGAGAACUCCCAAGGAGAGGUGGCCAGCUGCGGCAACUCCCACCCAUGCCCCAAACUGAAUACGAGGCCACUGCAGGCACAGUUACCUUCCAAGAUGGUAGCUCUGUGGGUGUUAGGAUGACACACAUCACAGAUGCAAAGGACGGGCUUCUGUGGCCUGAGCGAGCUGGGGAAGUAUAUGUGCACAACCACCCCUGUGAGCCUGUGAGACCACCCGGAACUGAUCCUGCUCCAGACAAGUCCCCUCAUGAUGACUCAGAGGCCCCAAGAGGAACAGAGGGCACUAAACUCUGUCCUUCCAUCAACAGUGCCUUACUGAUGCAAAACAGUGUCUCGCAGCAUGUCCCCAAGCCCAGGGCAGCCACGUCCUAUACAAGGGAUCUUGUUCAAACUUCUGGAACGUCCAUUCUCCAUCUAGAUAAGGUGGCUGCAGAUAGUCCCCGAGGGAAACCAGUGUGUAGAGCUUUGGGUCAAAUACCACCUAGGGAAGAAUCUGAGAUGGGAGACCUUCCUCCAGAUACUAACUUACAUGCUGCUAGCCCCAUGUCUGUGACAAUCCAGCUGUCCUCCAAACUGGCAUCACCUGCUCAGAAUGCUGUGGUCUUGGGAACAGAUUCUAGAGGAGCGAUUUUAGAAUGCACUGUGUGUGACUCUGUUACUGCAGCAGAACCAGGACUGGGGUCAGAAGCAAGACAGUUCAAUGAUGUUUCUGUUCAGACUGACGCAUGGGAGCCUCCGCCCUGGCACUGCUGUUCAGCUCCAGGUAAAAAGGCCCCGCCCCUCACCAAAUCUGUCUCUUUAGACACAGGCUUCCCCAGGAACUACCCAGGGGCCAUCUGCCAAGCUGCGCCCGCCCACUGCUGUAUCUACUGCCAUCACCACCUCCACUGCCCCACAGAGAGGCGAAGCCCCAGCUCCGUGUCUCCAACUUGCUGGCACUGCUUAUGCUUACAAAACCAUCUGGAAGCCCAGUUCAUGAAGACUUUGAAAGUCCUUCAGGACACCACAGUGAGAGAGCUGUAUUCUUGCACAGUCCAUGAGAUGGAAACAAUGAAGACAGUGUGCCAGAGUUUCCGGGAGCAUUUAGAAGAAAUUGAGCAGCACCUCAGAGGACAACAGGCACUCCUUUCCAGGGACAUGACAGAGGAGGAAAGGGAGGAGGCUGAGCAAUUGCAGACAUUACGGGAAGCCCUACGGCAGGAGGUGGAGGAGCUAGAGUUUCAACUGGGAGACCGGGCUCAGCAAAUCCGAGAAGGGAUGCUAUUGCAGCUUGAGCUUCUCACAGGGGAACCACCUGAAAACGACACAAAUCUACAUCCAUAUAACUGGACAGGAGAAAAGAGUGGCCGGACUCCAGCUGCUAAGAUCCACUCUGCCAUGCAUCCUGGCGCUGCCUUUGCUCCUGGUGAUGGCCAGCAGCCUCCCUGCUCAGGGACCCAUUUAGCUGCCUUUACUCAACCCUUCUUGGGCAGCAGUACCAGAAUGUCUCCUCCAUCGUGGGCAGAAUUAGAUCCAGGCCCUCCAUCAAAUUGUCCUGUUGGAGAAGAGGAUACAGAUGUCUUCCUCUAGGUCGGAGCAGGUUUGAUGACCUUCCUACAAAAUGUAAAACACAUGCUAGCCAGAGCAAGCAUAUCUAAAUUUUCCCUAAGGAGAAAUACCUAUCAACCCUUCAUCAGCCGCUGUUUUUUGAAUAUUCUACUCUACGGUUAAACCUGGGAGGAAUAUGUUAAUAUUCAUUUGAUAUAGAAUAAGUGAGCACCUACUAUGUGCCUGGCAUAGAGUGCAGUAGCCAAGAUAACUAGAUACACCUCAAGGUGCAUGUGGUGUCCAGUCUUUGCCCUGCUGAAACUUAGAGUAUGCUGGGGGAGACAGAAUGUAAACAUAUACAUAGGUAGGAAUCUGAAAACUGUGAACUUGCUUUGAAGGAACUAUAUUAACAGGGUUUCGUGAAAGAGUGUACUAGGGAGUCUGAGUUAACCUCAGCAUAUCAGGAGGGUCUGCUUGAUGAUCCAGGUCUCAGAGGUACCAGACUGUCCUAAAGCCUUGAGUCAGUCAGCGAGCCAGACUUACAGAGGAGGCUCCCACCAGAUGCCAGGGCCUCCUCUUGUGCUGCAGACAGAGCUGUGAGCAAGAAACAGUUUCUACUCACAAAGAAUUGGAGGAGGAGUGAGAAGCAGCAACCACAGCAACAAACAAGUAAAUAAGAUAGUGUCCGGUCUGCGCCGUGGUGAAGACUCUGUGAGGAUAUUGGAGAAGAUGAUGUGAGAUGAAUAAUGUGCCUUGUACACCAGAGCAUUCAGCCUGGCUAAAGGGAAGCUAUAUGGGAGAGGCCUGAAUGCUGAGGAUGAGGAAGCCAUGUGAAAUCCUGGGGAAAGAACGUUUAAAGCAGAAGGAAUGGAAAGUUUAAAGGCUCCGAGACACAAACUGCCUUCACUGUUGAGCAAAGGAGUGACAGGGGCGUGGAGGGAGGGGAGGUCUGAGAGGUGGCCUUCAGGAUGACUGUAGGCUGGCAUCUGAGAGCCCGAGUUUUUCCCAAGUGUGAUGGAAGGCCACGGUGGGUUUUAAGAAGGAUUGUCAUAUGAUCUGCCUUACAUUUACCAUUCACCCUAACAGCCUUGUGGAGAAGGCACCACUGGAGACUCACCACUGGGCAGGGUUCCCAGUUAGAAUAGAGCUCCCAGUUAGAAGGCAGCUGGUGUCACCCCCACAGGGGAGAAGCAAAGCUGUCACGUUGCUUCCGUCCAGCUGGGGAGGCUGGGGAGCCCCCACCCCCCGCCACCCCAGGGAAAGGCCGGGAGCUGAGCAGAGGGCUGCACUGGCAGUCUCUACUGCGGCGGACCAUCCAAGGAGGGGAAAUGCACGAAGAAUGGAGCCGCCAGCAACAGCUUCACGGAAAAUUGCCCCUUGAGGGAAGUUCAUAAUUUAUGUAAAAUGGGCAAGUGCAAGGACUCCGAGAAGUUAUUUCAUUGGAAAAUAUCUAUUACUAGACCCUAACUCCGGAGAAGGCAAUGGCACCCCACUCCAGUACUCUUGCCUGGA
Molecule: messenger RNA, 4672 nt
Organism: Capra hircus (goat)
Lineage: Eukaryota; Metazoa; Chordata; Mammalia; Artiodactyla; Bovidae
Gene: ITPRID1
Product: coiled-coil domain containing 129
Exons: 14
Coding region: 50-3202 (1050 amino acids)
Molecular function (GO): signaling receptor binding
Source: RefSeq, a predicted model, not a curated record